GUGACGGCUCAACCUCUCCCCGGCACCCCGUCCAUUCCAAUCCAACCAUCUCCGGAUUCCGGCACCGUGCCGCCAAAAACAAGUCGCCCCAAACGAAUCCAACGUAACAAGAGGGGGCGACGUCAAGGUCUAGUACUCGAGCGUCGUGGAGAUGGGCAGCGCCGUGCGGACACAACCCACUUGGGCUCCAGCCGCGCGAGGCUGGAGACCCCGGGGCCGAGCCUCCGUCGCCGUCGCCUCCGCCCCCGCGGCACGCGCGGUCCGGUGCCGCGCGAUGGAGCGGCCGCCGACCGUCCGCACGGUCACCAUCCCCUUCGCCGACCUCAAGGAGAGGGACAAGGACCUGGGCGACGAGAUCGAGGAAGGCCUGGGGCCCCACGGGCUCGGCAUCAUCUCCAUUGCCGAUGUGCCUGGUUUUCCCGAGCUAAGGAAGAGUCUGCUGCGCUUGGCACCAAGAAUUGCAAGCCUUCCUGAAGAUGUGAAGAAACAGCUUGAAGACCCAGAUAGCAGGUAUAAUUUUGGAUGGAGUCAUGGGAAGGAGAAACUUGAGUCCGGGAAACUUGACACAUUCAAAGGUUCCUUUUAUGCAAACCCUGUUUUUGAUGUCCCUACUACUGAUGAUGUGCUUGUAAGUAGGUAUCCAUCAUAUUGCCGACCAAAUAUAUGGCCAACUGAUCAUCUUCCUGAACUUGAAAUAGCAUUCAAAGCUCUUGGGAAGCUGAUGCUGGAAGUUGGUUUGAUGUUGGCUCAUCAUUGUGAUCGCUAUGUAAUACGGCGAGGAUUGGGAGCAUCUGAUGGUGUCAGUCUUGAGAAAACAAUCGCCCACUCGAGGUGUCACAAGGGUCGUCUGUUGUACUAUUUUCCACGACAACUUAGCAAACAGACAGGAGAAGGUGGAUCUGUUUCAUCAUGGUGUGGAUGGCAUACUGACCAUGGAUCAUUAACAGGGCUCACAAGUGGCUUGUUUAUGAAAAAUUCUAUGGAGAUACCCUGUCCUGAUAAUGCAGCUGGACUAUACAUCCGGACUCGUGAUAAUCGAGUCGUUAAGGUUGAGUUCAACGAGAAUCAGCUAGCUUACCAAAUUGGGGAAACUACUGAAAUAUUAUCAAGAGGCUAUCUAUGUGCAACUCCACACUGUGUGCAGGCACCCAGCAGUGAAGAUUCUUCUAAUGUUGAUCGGUCUACUUUUGCACUGUUCAUGCAACCGGAUUGGGAUGAGAAGCUCGAGUUUCCAAGCAAAAUCCCCUACCACCAGGAGUUGAUUCCACCAAAUGGAACACUCGCAUUCGGGGAGUACUCCGAAAGGCUAGUGAACAAGUAUUACCAGGCAACACCGUGAAGCAUUACCUCAAGAAAAAGCUCCAGUAUAUACAUUCAUACCAUUAAGUGGGUUAUUGUGCAUUCUUUUUAGCUUUGGUCCAAACUCUCUGUACAGGUAUAGCCAAUGUGCGAAUACCAGAACUAACUGAGAAGCAGACUCCACUCACAGCUCACAAUAACCACCAGUCAAACUCGCUCGUGAGAUCUGAUGUAAGUAAUGGUAAAAUUGCAUGUAUCUUGAACAAAAAUAUGAAUGAUUGGAUGCUUGUCAAACUC
Molecule: messenger RNA, 1596 nt
Organism: Panicum hallii
Lineage: Eukaryota; Viridiplantae; Streptophyta; Magnoliopsida; Poales; Poaceae
Exons: 15
Coding region: 152-1339 (395 amino acids)
Source: RefSeq, a predicted model, not a curated record